AUGAAACCUGGGGCACGAUCCUGCCUGCCCUCCACGCUUCAUUCUGUCGGCGCCGCCAGGUGUGAGCUGAGAGUCCACUGCCCGCCGGCGCGGCUGCCAGUCGUCAUCCGUUAGCCACAGCCGCUCUCACUCCGCUCCCGCGCGCACUGCUUCCGGCCGCGCGUCCGUCUGCCAGGGCCGCGUGCGUUGGUCCAUUCGCGGUCUUAUCCUGAUCCUGCCGGCCUCUGACUCGGAGUGAUCACACCCAUCUGGCCCCUCCCAGGACGUCUCUGCUUCAUGACCCGGGCAAUCCGUGCUAAGACCAGGAGUCCCGAUCCACCUCAGACUUGAACUCUUGAAGCCUGUGUUGGCUCCCUGCAGCCUGAAUUACCUGUACUUCCUCAAUCCCAAAUAAAGUUCUGAUCGCUUUCAGAGGCAGUGAACGGUCCAGCAACCGGAGAUGCCAGUUCUUACGCUUUUUAGGAGGAGCCUUGGAAAAUUCUGUUUCACCUUUCACAAUACCUUGGAGGCCCAGAGAAUUGAAGAGGCAUUGUUGUGGUAACUGGAAAAGCAAAAUGGGGUGCAAAGUAAUCCUCAACAUUGGCCAGCAGAUGUUGCGACGGAAGGUGGUGGACUGCAGCCGGGAAGAAAGCCGGCUCUCUCGAUGCUUGAACACAUUUGACUUGGUGGCGCUCGGGGUGGGCAGCACGCUGGGCGCUGGUGUCUAUGUCCUGGCCGGAGCAGUGGCCCGAGUGGACGCCGGCCCCGCCAUCGUCAUCUCCUUCCUGAUCGCCGCGCUGGCUUCUGUGCUGGCAGGUCUCUGCUACGGCGAGUUUGGCGCUCGGGUCCCCAAGACGGGCUCGGCCUACCUCUACAGCUAUGUCACCGUCGGGGAGCUCUGGGCCUUCAUCACGGGCUGGAACUUAAUCCUCUCCUACAUCAUCGGUACUUCGAGCGUUGCGAGGGCCUGGAGUGCCACGUUUGACGAGCUGAUAGGCAAACCCAUAGGGGAGUUCUCCAAGACGCACAUGGCCCUGCACGCGCCUGGGGUGCUGGCAGAAAACCCAGACAUAUUUGCCGUGAUUAUAAUUCUUAUCUUAACAGGGCUUUUAACUCUUGGUGUGAAAGAGUCGGCCAUGGUCAACAAAGUAUUCACUUGUGUGAAUGUUCUGGUCCUGGGCUUCAUAAUGGUGUCAGGAUUUGUGAAGGGAUCAAUUAAAAACUGGCAUCUCACUGAGGAGGACUUCCGGAACUACUCCGGACACCACUGCUUCAACAAUAACACUCAAUUCGGAAGUGGUGGAUUCAUGCCCUUUGGAUUCUCCGGCGUCCUGUCAGGAGCAGCGACCUGCUUCUAUGCCUUUGUGGGCUUUGACUGCAUUGCCACAACAGGUGAAGAAGUCAAGAACCCCCAGAAGGCGAUCCCUAUAGGGAUCGUGGCGUCCCUCUUGAUCUGCUUCGUUGCUUACUUUGGGGUGUCAGCUGCCCUCACGCUCAUGAUGCCAUACUUCUGCCUGGACAAGAACAGCCCUCUGCCGGAUGCCUUCAAGCAUGUGGGCUGGGAAGGCGCUAAGUAUGCAGUGGCUGUUGGUUCACUCUGCGCUCUUUCUACCAGUCUCUUAGGUUCUAUGUUUCCCAUGCCUCGAGUUAUCUAUGCCAUGGCCGAAGAUGGACUGCUAUUUAAAUUUUUAGCCAAAAUCAAUGAGAGGACCAAAACACCUAUCAUCGCCACAUUGACCUCUGGUGCCAUUGCUGCUGUGAUGGCCUUCCUCUUUGACCUGAAGGACCUUGUGGACCUCAUGUCCAUUGGCACGCUCCUGGCUUACUCUUUGGUGGCUGCCUGUGUGUUGGUCUUGCGGUAUCAGCCAGAGCAGCCUAAUCUGGUAUACCAGAUGGCCAGAACUAUGGAUGAGCUAGAUCAAGUAGACCAGAAUGAACUGGUGAGCACCAGUGAUUCCCAGACAGGCUUUUUACCAGAAGCAGAGAGAUUUUCUUUUAAAAACAUGCUUUCACCCAAAAACAUGGAACCUUCUAAAUUUUCUGGGCUAAUUGUGAACAUUUCAACUAGUCUCAUAGCAUUGCUUAUCAUCACCUUCUGUAUCGUGGCUGUACUUGGAAAGGAGGCCCUGAUCAAAGCGGAGUUGUGGGCCAUCUUGUUGCUCACGGGAUCUGCGCUUCUCUGCUCUGUGGUCACGGCCAUCAUCUGGAGGCAGCCUGAGAGCAAGACCAAGCUGUCAUUCAAGGUGCCCUUUCUGCCGGUGCUUCCUGUCCUGAGCAUCUUUGUGAACGUCUAUCUCAUGAUGCAACUGGACCAAGGCACAUGGAUUCGGUUUGCGGUGUGGAUGCUGAUAGGCUUCACCAUCUACUUUGGCUAUGGUCUGUGGCACAGUGUGGAGGCAUCCCUGGCCGCUGACCAAGCAAGGACUCCUGACGGCAAUUUGGACCACUGCAAAUGACACAGAGCCGCACCCCCCAGAAGUGGCAGCAGCCCUGAGGGAUGCCCCAGGGUGGCACGGAAGCACCUUUCUCUCCACCCGUGCAGCAGGAGCCACCCACAUCCACAGAGCCCCGAUGCAACAGAAGGUGCAACUACUUGAACUGCAGUCUCAGCCCACAGUCACAUGUCCGGCCCGAACUCGCUCUGCGGGGGCUCACAGGCUCCGGCUGCCCCUAGCUCCCUGGCUGGGACUGUGAUGGGCCACUGUGUCGCCAACUUCCCUUUAAACCAAGAAAGCAGCUCUGCCCCUCCUCGCCAGCUCAGUGCCUCUCUGCCUGCUGAGGCCUCAGGCAGAAAGGAGGUCACCUUCUUUUCUUACCUUGGGAACCCUGGCUUCCCUUUCACGGGGCUAUGCAGCUCUGCACCCCCCCCCCCUCCAGCCCCAGGACUGUUUGGGUACUGGAAAUGUGCAUACUCCACACUUAACGUAGCCUCGCCCCGCUCAGCCCCAAACAGCAGACUCUAGAUGCGUACCACGAAACUAGUCUUAUUUCCUGAAGUUCUACCCAGAGCCAAAGGACAGCAAUUUGCUUGACGAAAAGGAAAACAAAACUGGCUUUGUGCUCUCCUGCCCUCUGAGUUGUUAGGGGGGUUAGAAUGGUCUCCCCCCACGCUGCUCCCCUUUCCCUUUGCUCCUUGGCCUCAGCACAGUCUGGCAGCAGCAGGAGGAGAGGGCGCGCUCUGUGGCGCCAGGCCCGAGGCCUGGGAGACUGGGCCUGAACGCCGCGUGUGCCUCACGCCCUUGCCACCGUGUCACCUCCUGGCCCAUCGGGUGUUGCUGCUUCUGGCCUCUCACCACUGGCUGUGUCCUGCCUAACUGGAACGUGACGACGUAUUUAUGAAGGGCCGGCCUCACAUUAGCAGGACUUAGAAUGCCUUCUGAGUCUUUCUCUUUCAUGAAAUUCUGCCUUCUGAUGCUUGUAGGUCAGUUUCCUGGGUCUUCUAAGAUUUCAGGGCAGGUGUCCACCUGUUCUGAGGUCAUAAUGGCAGGUCCUCAUGGUCAUUCUGACCCAUGACAUGCCAUCUGUGACCCCGUCUUCUCUGUGAUCCAGUCAAGUCCUGUUAGUGGUUGUGACUCACCCCAUCAAAUUAAGUGGCACUUAACAUUGUUCACUUGGAAAGUGGACAAAUAGGCACCGCAUGGUAUUGGUGUUUUGCUCAAGGUGUGGGGCCCACACCCAAGACAACUUGGGGUCAUAUUGCUUUCUCUCCCAUGUAUUUUGUCAAAAUGCUGCAAAUUUGUAGACGGGCGAAACUCACCCUGCCCUCCUGCUGCCCUCAGCCCUGCGGCUGACCCGGUGUCCCGUGCACAGCACACUCCUGCCCCUGGUGCCGGGGCACCCGCGGCUGUCACACACUCCUGGGGCGGGGGUGGGAGGGGGCAGAGGAAACUAGAGCAGCUGUUACGUCUUCCAGUUAGUGUCGUUCAGGAGACAGGAGGGCCCCGUGCUGAAGGUAGGUGAGAGACGCAGAUAUUUCGGGCUGCAGAAAAUACAAAUGCUGCUUUAAAGCUUAGCUACCCAUUUCGUCCCCCUGUGGCUUUACACAAAUCUGGUCAAAGAAGCUUGAUGAGUGGACAGCACUUGCCCUCCCUCUGCAUCAGGCUGUUCUUGGAGAGAAAGGCAGGGAUGAGUGGGAGAACCAAAAGGUUGGGUUCAUCCUCUGGAGGGGGGGAAGGGCUCAGCUUUUGUCCCAGACCAUGGUCACCUUGCCAGAAACUUCUAAUAUUUGUGAAUGUUUCAGAGGGAGGAUCAUCAGAGCCCAAAGCUUGGAUUUCCAAAGAAAGGUAUUGAAAUUUAUAUUGAUUGGUGCUGUAAAAUAUUUUGAUAAAUAUUAACUUAUUUUGUUGGGUUUUAGCUCUCUGCUGUUUUCUUGGGCUGUCUUCUCUGAGCUGUUUACUUGAUGUUUCUGUUAUUUUUCCACAUCCACAAAGAGAACUUGAGUGGGGUUCCAGAAAUAGUGGAGGGGAAGUUACCCCCCCGACCCCCCACCCCACUUUCUCCGUCUGCCUGAAAUCUCUGUGUGAGACAGCAUCCAAGAGAUUGUGUUUACAGUUGACGUUUCAUUCUCUCCGCGUCUGUCGUUCUGUGAGGGGAAAGGCGACUUUCCCUCUACAGUGUUUCGCAGAACGAGUCUAUCCUUGCUGGCCUCGGCCCAAAGCCUUGCUGGGCUGCGCUGGAGGCAUGACCCUGGUGACUGGAGAAGGCCCGGCAGGGGCGGAGGACAGGUGGGGAAGGACAGGCAGUUGGGUGGUCGCCGGGCCCUUGUUGAAACAGCUUCUGUGCAGUGGCCGCGUUUCUGAGUGGAGGGCAGUGCUGGAAGGAAGGGUGCUCACGGGGAUCCCCACAGUGUCAGUGAGCUGCUGCUUAAGAUGCCCUUCGCUCCUGCCACCCACACCCACCCAAAGUACCCACCGGCAUCACUCCGACCUCAUCCCAUCUCAUAACUCCAACCUCACCCCCACCCUCAAAACAAGAAUCAGGCUCUCAGUUUCAUGACUUGGCCAAUAUUUUCCUACAAUGUCAGAAAUUCCACGUUUCUAGAGACACGCCCCUGGAGGAUGGUGUCUGCUCCUAUCUGCCUUGGCGCCAGGGACUCACAGUGGAGAGACCCCCUGGUGGUGAGUGGGCCUCCCCGCCCGCCUCCGGUCAUGCCUGCCCUUCGUGUUUCCAUGAUCGCAUAAAAACCCACAAAGCAAACGAGAACCCCUGGGACACCAGAGGACCCCUGGGGCCCCCUGAAAUGCAAGAGGUAGGGUGUUUUCCAGGAAAGCUGAUGGGUAGUGGGCAGGUGAGACUUGGUGCCCUUCUACAAGGGGCCUCGGCACAUCCCACAUCACUUGUUCUUACCCUUCAUCCCAACGUUGUUUUCCCAAACCAAGGGAAGGCUGAUGGAGCAUCUUUCCCAGGGCAUUUCAGAAAGAAUGCGAAACUUUGACCUCUGGCAGUCACCACAUCUCCCCCUUCCCCACUUAGGGUUUGUUUCAUUAAGUGUCCGGUGAUACCUGGUCUGACGCUCAUACCGUGGUUUGGACACGGGCCCUCUUGCCUGUGGUGCGCCCCUGAUGGUCAGCUCGUGGGCUGUCCCGGGCCCCCAGAUCCUGACACACCCGCUCUACACCUUGGGCACAGCCUCUUCUCCCUGGAUGAAGUGCGCCACCCAGCGGACUCUGGACGCCCGUCUUCUGAGCUGGGUGGGAAGGGCAUUCCGUGGGAUCUUCUUCUGACCCCACUAUGGCGUUCAGACCGGGUUUUACCUUCCUGCGUGGCAUGGCCUCCCGCCAGACAAUGGAGACAGAACUGACUGCAGGUGGCAGGCUGGCUCCUCAGGUGAGCGUGGACACGCCUCCACGACCUCACCCCCCCAACCUGGAGAGUUCAUAGGAACUUGGAGGCCUUGACACGAGGGAAUACCUGGUGCUAUGCACCAGGACCCACCUUUCCUGAUGUGUACAUCCCAUUUCUACAUGUCUGUCAGCUGAGGGUUCUGUUGACGCCCGAGAACCGCGUGAGGGGCCGCACGCCAGGCCCGCCUCGGUGUGACUGUGUGGAGAGGCGUGUUGACCGGCUCGGCCGCACUCGUGCGUGUGGGGUGUGAUGUCAGCAGAACCAUCAGCAUGAACUUCGUUGGAACUAAAUAUGUAUGUGUUACGGAACAAAAUGCGUGUUACUUAGACUGGCUAUGUGUAAUUUAAAGUAUAUGUUUGUCAUCACAAUGAGGGUAUUGUACGUCACACUCCUUGUGGAGAGAAGACAGGGUGCUGUUACCACCUGUUUUGGCAAUGAAAUGCUUUAUUGAUCCCGUGGCAUGAGAAGCUACAUCCCGUACUUCAUCACGGUAAUAAUGAUGCUGGAUGGAGUUUUAAGGCAAAAAACACAAAACAAAAACCUCCAGAGUCCCUGGGGCCCCUCUGGUCACCAAGCAGCAGUGUUCUCUUUCACAGGGAUGCCCACCCUUCACGUGCCUGGGGCACAGUUGGCAGCAGCACGCCAGCACCCCUCGACUGCCCUGAAGACCCCCAGGGAGAUGAGACUGUGGCUGUAAAGUCCAGGGGAUUCUCUCAGCCUCGGCCUGUCUGGCUGGCUUGGGAAGCAGGGCUAGGAAGACACGUUCAGUCUUUGACAAAGUGUAUGAUUUCGUCUCUCUAGAUGACAAGGUUUUUAAGUUUGGGACUUAUUUUCCCAUGAGAAGUUGUAAUAUAUAUUUAAGUUUCCUGCUUAAGUUGUGCCUUUCAAUGUCCAUGGGUUGAAGGAACACAAGGUGCAAGGCCCCUACGAGGGCUGGUUCAUGGUCAAGCCUGGAGAACUGUGGGGUCGCCAGUAAACUUUCUUCUACUGAACUUGAAGCCAUUUGUUAAGAGUUUUUUAUUAUGUAAAUUGUAUAGUAUCUUUUGCUUGUUUGAUGUUCUAUUUUUCUAAUAGUUUUCUUAUAGUUUCUUAUAAUUGUGAUACUAUGAUUCUGAUGCUAGAUACAAAUCAGGUUGGUCUCUGCUGCUCCCUCCUGUUUUUAUUUUAAAGACGAGCAUAACUAUUCUCCAUUGCCUUUAAAAAAUGUGAAACCUCUGUAUCCCAUUUUUGCAGCUAACACUGUACAUUGACAACUUCCUCCCAUACCCUAUGUUGUAAAAUCAAACUAUUUUGUGGUACAUUAUCUGAUGCUUCCGCAAAGUCUAAUAAAUUUGUCUGUGGCUUCAGUA
Messenger RNA from Condylura cristata (star-nosed mole), 7172 nucleotides. RefSeq names its product solute carrier family 7 (cationic amino acid transporter, y+ system), member 1 (gene SLC7A1). Gene Ontology annotation, molecular function: amino acid transmembrane transporter activity. NCBI's taxonomy places the organism in Eukaryota, Metazoa, Chordata, Mammalia, Eulipotyphla, Talpidae. Bases 555 to 2435 code for a protein of 626 amino acids. Gene Ontology annotation, biological process: amino acid transport; transmembrane transport. Gene Ontology annotation, cellular component: plasma membrane. The record is from RefSeq and is a predicted model, not a curated record. The transcript is spliced from 15 exons.